AGCGGGUACAAGGAGAAGCGCCUCGCCUGUAGUCGCUGCGGAUACAGUCUAGAUACCGGCAAGAGAUAUACGGGCACCGCGUUUGGCACGUAGGAAGACAUUUUGUUCUUUGAAAACUGGGUUUCUGCCAACAGCAGCCAGAGGAGCGCAAGCUGUGAAUGGCGUAUUUGGCUUUAUACUUAAAAAACGGUAACAAAACGAAACCAAAAAACGUCUGCCUGUCUUCCUUUCACAUAAAGCAGAAAGUUUACCACAGAACUUUUACGACUAUGAAAGAGCUAUUGUUUCAACUCAUUUAAAUUUUACGCGCAAAACAACCUUAUUCAUCUUCAGUAUUCUCAGCUGCUCACUCAGAAAAGGACUGGUCAAAAGAAUGGAUUUCACAGAGGCUUACUCUGACACAUGCUCCACCGUUGGACUUGCUGCCAGGGAAGGCAAUGUUAAAGUCUUAAGAAAACUGCUCAAAAAGGGACGUAGUGUUGAUGUUGCUGAUAACAGGGGAUGGAUGCCAAUUCACGAAGCAGCUUAUCACAACUCUGUAGAAUGUUUACGGAUAUUAAUUCAUGCAGAUUCAUCUGAAAACUACGUUAAGACAAAGACUUUUGAGGGCUUCUGUGCAUUACAUCUUGCUGCAAGUCAAGGACAUUGGAAGAUUGUACAGAUACUUUUAGAAGCUGGGGCAGAUCCUAAUGCAACUACUUUAGAGGAAACCACACCACUGUUUUUAGCUGUUGAAAAUGGACAGAUAGAUGUGUUAAGGCUUUUGCUUCGACAUGGAGCAAAUGUUAAUGGAUCCCAUUCUAUGUGUGGAUGGAACGCUUUGCACCAGGCCACUUUUCAGGAAAAUGCUGAGAUCAUAAAAUUGCUUCUUAAAAAAGGAGCAAGCAAGGAAUGCCAGGAUGACUUUGGAAUCACACCUUUAUUUGUGGCUGCUCAGUAUGGCAAGCUAGAAAGCUUGAGCAUACUUAUUUCAUCAGGUGCAAAUGUCAAUUGUCAAGCAUUGGACAAAGCUACUCCCUUGUUCAUUGCUGCUCAAGAGGGCCACACAGAAUGUGUGGAGCUUUUGCUGUCCAGUGGGGCAGAUCCUGAUCUUUACUGUAAUGAGGACAAUUGGCAGUUACCUAUUCAUGCAGCUGCACAAAUGGGCCAUACAAAAAUCUUGGACUUGUUAAUACCACUUACCAACCGGGUUUGUGACACUGGGCCAGACAAAGUGAGUCCUGUUUACUCAGCAGUAUUUGGAGGGCAUGAGGAGUGCCUAGAAAUGUUACUCCAGCAUGGCUACAGCCCAGAAGCCCAGAUGUGCCUUAUCUUUGGAUUCAGUUCUCCCAUGUGUAUGGCUUUCCAAAAGGAGUGGAGCUGCGAAUUUUUUGGAAUUGUGAAUAUUCUUUUGAAAUAUGGAGCCCAACUAAAUGAACUUCAUUUGGCCUACUGCCUGAAGUAUGAGAAGUUUUCAGUAUUUCGCUACUUUUUGAAGAAAGGUUGUCCGUUGGCACCAUGGAACCACAUUUCUGAAUUUAUAAGUCAUGCGAUUAAAGCACAAAUGAAAUACAGGGAAUGGUUGCCAUCUCUCCUGCUCGCUGGAUUUGACCCACUGAAUCUACUAUGCAGCUCAUGGAUUGACUCAGUCAGUGAUGAUACCCUUAUCUUCACUUUGGAGUUUACCAAUUGGAAGAGGCUUCCUCCAACUGUUGAGAAGAUGCUCUCCACUCGUGCCUCAAACUCUUGGGCUCUGCAGCAACAUAUUGCCUCUGUUCCAUCCCUCACCCACCUUUGCCGUUUGGAAAUUCGGUCCAGUGUAAAACCAGAACACCUACGAUCUGACAGUUUUAUCUGUCAGUUGCCACUUCCCAGAAGCCUACAUAAUUAUUUGCUCUAUGCAGAAGUUCUAAGGAUGAAUGAAGUUCCAGAAUUGGCAGUUACUCAAGAUGGAGAAGUCAGCGAAGCUACUUAAUGCAGCUCAUGUCUUACUCUGAAAACCACCAAAACAAAGAGCCAUGCAGUACAAAUUCUUCAUGAUUUUAUAGUCAUAAAAGAUGAUUUUUGUUUGUGUGGUUGGUUAGGUUUGUGGGGGGCAAUAGUUAAAUGCAAAUGUUUACAAUUGGGCUUCCUGGUUAAAAAAAAAUACUGUUCACCUCACUUAUGUUACUUUAUCACAGAUUCAUUACCAACACAUUUUUAUAUUCUAGAUUCAUUUACCUAACAUUUUUUGCUUUAUUCUGUUAAUGAACUGUGAUGCUGCUUCUAGUGCUAACCAUGGCAUAUUUCCGCCUAUGAUUCUGUGUUUGCCUAGGGCUAGGAGCUUAGAAAGAAAUGCAUAAAACUUUCCUGAAAGUGUAUACACAAUGGGGUUGAAUCUAUUAUUAUUAUUAUUAUUAUUAUU
This is a messenger RNA of Lontra canadensis (Northern American river otter), 2383 nucleotides long. It is a transcript of the gene ASB3, whose product is annotated as ankyrin repeat and SOCS box containing 3. Gene Ontology annotation, molecular function: transcription cis-regulatory region binding; protein binding. The record is from RefSeq and is a predicted model, not a curated record. The transcript is spliced from 10 exons. Gene Ontology annotation, biological process: positive regulation of transcription by RNA polymerase II; intracellular signal transduction. Bases 374 to 1954 code for a protein of 526 amino acids. Gene Ontology annotation, cellular component: nucleus; cytoplasm. NCBI's taxonomy places the organism in Eukaryota, Metazoa, Chordata, Mammalia, Carnivora, Mustelidae.